Molecule: messenger RNA, 1476 nt
Organism: Pocillopora verrucosa
Lineage: Eukaryota; Metazoa; Cnidaria; Anthozoa; Scleractinia; Pocilloporidae
Biological process (GO): homophilic cell-cell adhesion; dendrite self-avoidance; axon guidance
Cellular component (GO): plasma membrane; axon
Molecular function (GO): cell-cell adhesion mediator activity
Source: RefSeq, a predicted model, not a curated record
AUGAAUCCUUCGGUCCACAACUUCUUCUUAGAGAGUCACGUGUUCAGAAGGCUAGAAAUAGAAUUGCCCAGCGCCUGUGAAGUGAACUGUUUUAUGGAUGCUGACUGCGUCUCGUACAACUUGAGACAGCCACAGGAUCUCGACGGAAGGUAUUUGUGUGAACUGAGCGAUUCUACAGACAAAAUUCAUCCCUUGGAUGUCAAAUUCGAAGAGGGAGCUGUUUAUAAAUCAUUCCGGAACCCUUGUUCUAGUAAUCCCUGUCCUGCUAUCCGUCGAUGUCAAACAGGAUUCACCAGCAAAGGUUAUCGCUGUGUUUGCAGAAAUGGACUCUUUGGACGAAACUGCACCGAAGCACCUCCCUCUGUACAAGUGUUUCCUGAUUUUAUUGAGACUGAGGAAGGAAAAGACAUCUCCAUGAGAUGUGCAAUUUUCAGUAUUCCCCCUCCGCGCCUAGUUGCAUGGAGUAGGUCUCAAGGAGCUCUUCCUUCCCAAAGAAGUAUCGUCCAAGGAGGAAAUUUGACCUUGAAAAACGUCACUAAACAAGACAGUGGCUCAUAUGCGUGUACUGUAGCAAACAUCUGGGGUACAAACACGUCCUCAGCUCAUCUUAACGUUUAUUCAGCUCUCAAGUUCAUUAUCAAACCCCCGUCGAAUGUGACAGUGAGGGCGUAUGAAGCUCUUCUUCUGCCAUGUUCUGUUUCGAGCGAUCUGACGCCAACGGUGUCUUGGAUCUAUGAUGGAGCUAUGUCAUUACCUCCUGGUGCGAGUAUUGAUUCCUCCAAUAACUUGAUUGUUUCAUUUGCUAACUUCACCCAUGGUGGUACCUACACUUGCAAUGCGACUACUGCGCGCAAAUCCAUUCAAACAAGUGUCACCGUCUAUGUCAAGUACCCAGAAAACUGCGCCAGAGUGAAGGCAAACUUAAUUGACGUCAGUGGUGACUACGUUAUUGAUCCUGACGGUGUUCUUGGCGAGGAUCCAUUCCCUGUUUAUUGUAACAUGACUCACAAUGGAGGCGUUGGAGUGACAGUUAUCAGUCACGACAGCGAGGACAGAAUCCAUGUCAUAGGAUAUGACGCAUAUGGAAGCUACAGCCGUGACAUUCAAUACCGCGACAGCAGCCUUUCUCAGAUCACAGCACUGAUAGGAGUCUCAAGUAGCUGUCGACAGUUUAUCCGAUAUGAGUGCAAGGGUGCUGUAUUAGGACUGGGUCGAGUUAGCUGGUGGGUGUCACGUGACGGUCAGAUCAUGAGGUAUUGGGGUGGAGCUACUCAGGGAUGCGCAUGCGGAGUGACUAACUCCUGCGCCCGAACAGACAAGCCCUGUAAUUGUGAUAAAAAUGAUUAUGUUUGGCGGGAGGACAGUGGCUUUUUGACAAUCAAAUCUGACCUUCCUGUCACUCAGUUGAGGUUUGGUGACGCUGGCGAGGCAAAUGAGGAGGGAUAUCACACCCUUGGAAAACUGGAAUGCUAUUGA